This is a messenger RNA of Phoenix dactylifera (date palm), 1758 nucleotides long. Its product is annotated as leucine-rich repeat receptor-like protein kinase PXC1. Gene Ontology annotation, molecular function: protein kinase activity; ATP binding; protein binding. NCBI's taxonomy places the organism in Eukaryota, Viridiplantae, Streptophyta, Magnoliopsida, Arecales, Arecaceae. The record is from RefSeq and is a predicted model, not a curated record. Gene Ontology annotation, biological process: protein phosphorylation.
AUGGUCAUGGAGCAGCAAGCACUUCUGGCCUUCAGGCAGGCCUUCCGCCGCCUCCUCCAUGAACCCAGCUGGAAUGGACCGCACUGCUUGCUCAACAGCUCCGCAUGGCGCGGCAUCAGUUGCCUUAACAACCGUGUCACAGCCAUCGAUCUCCCAGACUUCGACCUCUCCGGCCAGCUCGAUGACCCCUUAGUUCUCGCCAACCUCACGGAGCUCACCAUCUUAUCCUUCCGAAACAACUCGAUCUAUGGUGACAUGUUGGAGUUCUCCUUCAACCUUAAGCUCACAAGCAUCGACUUCUCGAUGAACAAGCUUAGCGGGCCAAUCUACGAUUCUUUGCAAUAUCUUGAUCGCUUGGAGUCUUUGCAGCUUGAUCAUAACAUGUUAAAUGGGGAAAUCCCGCCAUUGAAUCAAUCGAGCUUGAAGGCAUUGAACCUUUCAUAUAACAAUCUAACUGGCCAGAUUCCACGGACCGCCACCCUCCAAGCGUUCAACGAGUCUUCUUAUCUCCAUAAUCCAGGCUUGUGCGGCGAGCCUGGUCCUAUACCAUGCCAAGAUAUUGAAGUGAACAACCGCCCAGAGACGAAAAGAAGUUUGUUCUCAGAUGGUCCAAUUGUAGCCGUUUUUAUAUUGUUAGAUAUUAUCGCACUAAUCUUUUUGGCACGGAGCAUCUUUGUUCGUUGUAUGAAGCCAAAAGAGAGCAAGGAAGUGAAGGAGAAGAGUUUCGAGGUAGAAUUUUCUGGGUUGGAUGUGAAUAGAGAUGGCUUGGCAAGUGAGGAAGAGAGAGAAGUAGUGAAAGAAGUGAAGAGGGAGAUAACCUUUGUAAGGGAUGUGGGUGGUUUUGAUCUGGACAGCCUUCUGAAAGCCACGGCUGAGGGGUUGGGGAGGGGGAGCUUCGGGACUAGUUAUAAGUCUAUUCUCCCUGAUGCGCGGGUGAUCGUGGUGAAGAGGCUAAGGGAGCUAAGCCCAUUAAGCAGCGAAGAAUUCUCGAAGCAGAUGAGAGCUCUUGGAGCCAUGGAGCAUGCAAACCUAUUGCCUUUGCUCGGCUUCCAUUACUCCGAGAAUGAAAAGCUUUUAUUCUUUAACUUUGCACAAAAUGGCAACCUGUUCGAUCGAAUCCAUGGAGGAAAGGGACCGAACAGAAUUCCAUUCAAAUGGAGCUCGAGGUUAUCGGCGGCACAUGGCGUGGCUCAAGCAAUGGAAUACUUGCACCGGAACACCAAAGGAUCGAUACCUCAUGGGAAUUUAAGAUCGACAAACGUUCUUCUCGACGAGAAAGAUGUUGCCUUGGUUUGUGAUUAUGGGCUUAUCUCCCUCUUCCCUCCAUCGCUGGCUGUCCGAAGGAUGGUGUCGUAUAAAUCACCUGAUUAUAAGCAACUUGGAAAAAUUUCUGAGAAGACUGACGUAUGGAGCUAUGGAUGUCUCCUUCUCGAGCUCCUAACAGGCAAGAUCUCCGCCUACACUGCACCAGAGGGGAUCGAGGGGGUGGAGCUGUGCCGUUGGAUCCACCGAGCAGUUCGAGAGGAGUGGACUGCCGAGGUGUUUGAUGCUGAGAUCUUAGUCGAGAGGUGUGCGGGGAAGGGGAUGAUCAGGUUGCUAGAGAUUGCGCUAUCGUGCAUCGAGAUGUCGCCUGACAAACGGCCGGAGAUGGGGGAGGUGGUCAGGGAGGUGGAGGGGAUAAUAGCAAGCGAUUUCGAUACCAAAGAGGACUCCACGGGCAGGGAUAUCUCCACUGCUGCUGGUUAUUCUCAUACCUGA